AACGCAUGAGUGGUGGGACGAACUGGUGCAGAAGUAGGUCAUGCGGUAUGACUUCACUUCACACGAGCUCCACCUCUUAUUAUAAACAUCUUACUGCCUCGCUGCUACCUCUACUUAACAUCAACAUCAUUACUAUCCAUCUCACAUUAAGCCAUUGCAAUGCAUUACUAUCUGACAACCACUAUCCUCUCACUGCUGUGCGCAGGCGCUCAAGCAUACGAUUACCUCACAGCUACCGCUCUGGUCACAAAUGCUGCAAAUCAAUCCGCGUUGGAGUGUUGGCGACUCUCGACACCACUUGUGGACUCAUCCGAGCCUGGAAUUGCUGGUAGCUUGAGAUUCAACUUCAACGCCAGUAGCGCUUCAUACACCAUCAUCCCUCCCAGAUUCAAUGGUGGCAGACAUAACGAUCCCACUCCUCAGCUCGUGGUGUAUACAUCCGGCCUGGCGCACAUCUCGCUGCCAUCUUCGAAGGACGAGGCAUGGUUCAUUGGCGGAAACCAGGGAAUCUUGAUCGCGACUGAUAUGACCGGAGGUGGCCACAUCACAGAGUACCCUUCCGAGCAGUACACAUCUGUGAUCACAGUCCCAUUCCCUGAUGGAUUGGUUCCUGCUCAUGAGAAGGUAUCAUCGGGAGCUUGUCACUUCAGCAGUAUCGGAGGAAGAUCGCUUGAAGAUCGAUUGUGGCAUUGAAGAGCCUCUACUCGAAGUGGCUUUGGGGAAAUGGCGGAGAAUAACCCCUACGAGUGAGGAAGCCUGCAAGACUUCUUUCUAGCUUGACGAAGAGUCCUUUCUCUUCCACAACACCGUCUUUGAUCCAGAAGCCGUAUGAACCCAUCAUGUUUGCCAUCAUGACAUCUGUGAAUAGUCGAUCUCCUACGAUUGCGACUUGAGAAGCAUGAGUGACUCCCGUAUCCGGGGCAUUACGAAGAUAAGAUAACACAUCCGGGUGGCAUCCAGGUUUCUGAGUAAUGUCAGGAAAGGCAUGUUUAACGGGAUCAUCCUGCAUACCUUUGUGUUAUGCCGGAGGACCUUGACGCCGGUGUUCUUCUCAAG
This is a messenger RNA of Aureobasidium pullulans EXF-150, 1056 nucleotides long. RefSeq lists its product as uncharacterized. The record is from RefSeq and is a predicted model, not a curated record. The transcript has 3 exons. The coding region runs from base 160 to 693 and encodes 177 amino acids. Lineage: Eukaryota; Fungi; Ascomycota; Dothideomycetes; Dothideales; Saccotheciaceae.